Molecule: messenger RNA, 1073 nt
Organism: Brienomyrus brachyistius
Lineage: Eukaryota; Metazoa; Chordata; Actinopteri; Osteoglossiformes; Mormyridae
Exons: 7
Coding region: 1-759 (252 amino acids)
Biological process (GO): response to bacterium
Source: RefSeq, a predicted model, not a curated record
AUGACCAUCACAGCAAAGGUGUCACCACUUUCAAGUGGAGAUGAGAGCGCACUUGAAAUUAUCAGACCCGUUCCCGAACCUGAACCUCCUGCCCCGCUGAGACCGGCUUCUCCUGGUAAAUACUCCAACAGCAGGACUGUGGUACAGCAGCCUGUGUCUGACACAUUGCAGCCAGGAGACUCUGUGAGCCUGCAGUGUACGAUAGAGACUGGGAGCUGUGCAGGAGAACACAGUGUUUACUGGUUCAGACAUGGAUCAGGAGAAUCCCUUCCAGGAGUCAUUUAUAGCCACGGAAACAGCAGUGAUGAGUGUGAGAAGAGCCCUGAGGCUGGAUCUCCUACACGGAGCUGCGUCUACAGCCUCCCCAAGGGGAACCUCAGCCUCUCCGAUGCUGGGACUUACUACUGCGCCGUGGCCAUGUGUGGGGAGAUGCUGUUUGGGAACGGCACACAGCCGGAUAUAGAUGGCUUUCAGAAGCUGCUGGAUCCUCUUCACUCUGACUUGCUGAUAGUUUUAUCUUGCAGCAUUAUUCUGAACGUUGCUUUCAUUUGUAUAAGAUGUAAACUGCCCUGUACACACUGUGCAGAUGAAAAGAACAGUGAUAUAUCAAAAGUGGAAUGGUCACGCAAGCAAUGCCAUGACGAGGACACACUGAAUUACGCUGCCCUGAACCUUAAGAAGCCAAAACCCAGGAGACAGAAGAAAGAUGGGAAUAAUGACACUCUGUAUUCUGACCUCCGGUACAGAGAUUAUGAAUAAAGAUGCUUCUCAUUCAUGUCAGUCACACAGAGGGUUCAGGGUGUAGCUUUAAUAAUGUUCAGAAGGAGGGCAGGGGAGCCAGUGCUUCUGAGACUGAAUCACGGGAUUUUACGGAGCCCGAUCCUCGUGUGUGCCACGCCCCCCUGAUUAUCCACAUGUGCUUCCCUGAUUGUACCCAGCUGUACUCUGUUGUCUUGUCUAUUUCAGUCCCAGUCUUGCCUCAGUUCAUUGUCCGUCAUUGAUGCUAGUGAGUCUUCGAGCCGCUGUUCUGUCCUGUCCGUCCCGUUCGUUAAUAAAUCCCCAGUUUUCCCCGA